Messenger RNA from Lactuca sativa (garden lettuce), 1068 nucleotides. RefSeq lists its product as uncharacterized. Lineage: Eukaryota; Viridiplantae; Streptophyta; Magnoliopsida; Asterales; Asteraceae. The record is from RefSeq and is a predicted model, not a curated record.
AUGAAUAUCUUUUCAAAUAAUAUCCGUGGAAUUGGGGGUGAGGUUAAAAGGGAAUGGAUAAAAAAUUCGCGUAUUCAACAUCAUUCGGUCUUUGUCGGGUUGCAGGAAACGAAGUCGUAUGAGGUUAAAGGAGGUCUCGAUAAGUUUAUUUGGGGUCCUGGGAAUUUUCAAAGUGAAGUAGUCGAUCCUAUGGGUCUCUUUGGUGGAAUUGUUUCCCUUUGGGAUCCUUCUAUAUUUUGUGCAGUGGAAUCAAUUAAAGGAGUUGGCUUCCUAUGUAUAAAAGGGGUGUGGCUUAAAUCCAAGAAGACUGUCUGUUUUGUAAAUGUCUAUGCUCCCCAGGAUCUUAAUGAAAAAAAGUUACUGUGGAACAAGCUCUUUGAUCUUAUUAAUUCGGAUUCAAAUGUUUGUUGGACUGUCUUUGGAGACUUCAAUGCUGUCCGUUUUCCUGAAGAGAGGCUGGGUUCUAUUUUCUGCCCACAAGGUGCUUAUUACUUCAAUAAGUUUAUUUUUUUAGAUGGGUUGCUGGAAAUAAAAAUGGGUGGUCGCCGUUUUACAUACAUGAACUCUAAGGAGGAUAAACACAGCAAGCUUGAUAGGUAUCUUGUUUCUCCAAAUGUACUUGACUCCUGGCCGCAUCUAAAUGUCACCACCCUACCUCGUGUUCAUUCAGAUCACUGUGCAAUAAUCAUAUCCUCAAAUCAGCUUGAUUUUGGUCCCUAUCCUUUCCGGUUCUUUAACUCGUGGCUAAAAGACCAAAAUCUGGAGAUGAUUAUAGUGAAUGGAUGGUCCCUUGGUUUAAACUUUGGCUUGAAUAAAAUUGUCUCCCCACUUUCUGUGGUUGUUCAUAAACUAAAGAAUUUGAAGGAGCAUAUAAAAGCAUGGAGGAAAGAGGUCAUUGAAGCAAAUAAAAAGGAACCGGAUGAGCUCACAAAUACAAUCAACGCCAUUGACCUUCUUGCUGAAUCUGGUCCUAUGCAUGAGGAUCUAUUGAAGAAUAGGCAGUAUACAUACCAAAAAAUCUUGGAGGUUGAGUCUAGUCGCAUGGAGGAUCUUAGACAAAAAUCCUGA